GAUGAUGAUGAUGAUGAUGAAGAUGAUGAAGCCUCACAGUAGAAGCAGUCAACCGGUGGUGAAGCGGGUGUUUUUCUGACCUCGGAUAAUUGUCUGUAGUGACAGACGCUGACGAACUGAGGGACAAACGACGCCACCCUCAAAAACCUUGACCACGCCACAGCUGCUGUAACUCGGUGUCACAGGAAACGCAGCAGGAAGAGGGCGUUCCCGUCACGCUGUCACUCAGUCUGAGACUGUUAGAAGAAAAAGUACCUCCUCCAGGAGAAGAUGGCGCUGUAGAGUGGAGCUCUUCUCUCUGAAGAUGAUCAGUGAACACAAUCUCGUGCAUCAUCAGACUCUCUGUCGGACGAGGACGCACAUUCCGGCCCAGUCCGGCCCGGCCCAGCCCGGAUCUCCUCCCGCUCCUGUAGCGCCUUCUCCGUCCUCGCGCUCUGGUUCCGGUCGUCCUUCUGAUUUCGCUCCUGCAGACGUGAAUCCGUGUCAGUCCGAGUUCAUGCCGGAUUUCGAGCACUUCAGAUUUUCCUACUCGAGAAUGAAUCCGUUCCUGGGGGAGAGCGGGUUUCUGGCCCCGCAGCCGCCGCAGCAGCACCUGCACCACGUGACGGGUCAGACCGACUUCGCCAUCCCGGAGUCCGCUUACUUACUUGGGGACCACACCGGGUUCGGGCCUGACGGGUUUCCCGGGCUAGACUUGGGCGCCCUGCCCCCGUCAGGCCUCGCUUACCUGCCGCCGCCGCACCACCGCGCGCCACCCGCGGCAACUGCGCUGCGCAACGACCUGGGCUCGAACAUCAGCGUCCUGAAGACCCUGAACCUGCGCUUCCGCUGCUUCCUGGCCAAAGUGCACGAGCUGGAGCGCAGGAACAAAGUCCUGGAGAAGCAGCUGCAGCAGGCGGUGGAGGAGAGCGGCGCCGGGGAUGGACACCAGAGGGCGCCCACCAAAGACAUGGGCGUCCAGACCGGGUUUAUCGGGCCUACUGCCUCCAGACCUGGCUUCAUCCCGCUCCACAACUUCAACAACUCCGCCUACCUGGCCGGCGGCCUCCUGUCCCCAACCCUGAACUUUGACAACAAACACCUUCACCCUCUCACUCUGUCCACGGACUCAAACUUCAACCUGUCCCUCAGUCCGACUCUGAGUCCCUGUGACCCGACCAGAACCUUCAACAUCAAUGACGCCGGGACGAACGCCGGCAGCAGCUCCGGUCCACCGUCCCGGUUCUGGUCCUUCAACCAGUCCCGCAGGUUCAGCACCGGCAGGGAGUCCAGACCCGGAGUCUCCUGGUCUCAGCCGGAUGGGGUCGGGGUCCAGAUCGACACCAUCACACCGGAGAUCAGGGCCUUGUACAACGUUCUGUCCAAAGUGAAGAGGGAGCGAGACGAGUACAAGAGGAGGUGGGAGGAGGAGUACGAGGCCAGAGUGGAUCUGCAGGAGAAAGUGUCAGAACUGGAGGAGGACCUGCAGGACAGUGAAGUGUGUCAGGAUGAGUUGUCUCUGCGUGUCAAGCAGCUGAAAGCCGAGCUCGUUCUCUUCAAAGGCCUCGUCAGUAACAGUCACUGGAACGUCUCUGACCUGGAGACAAAGAUCCAGGAGAAGGCGAUGAAGGUGGACAUGGACAUCUGCCGCCGCAUCGACAUCACGGCGAGACUCUGCGACGUCGCCCAGCAACGGAACUGCGAGGACAUGAUCCACAUGUUCCCGGUGGCCACACCCCCUUCCACACUGAACCGCCCUGUCAGGAAACAGAGCGGACCGUCGGCAAAGGGCGAGGACGGAGAAGAGAUGUCGGAGAGUGAGGGGGGCGGAGCCAAAGAGGAGGAGUCGUGCAGCUCUUCAGCCAAUCAGAUCAACGAGCAGAUGCAGAAGAUGCUGAAUCAGCUCAGAGAGUGUGAGUUUGAGGACGACUGUGACAGUUUGGCCUGGGAGGAAACUGAAGAGACUCUUCUGCUGUGGGAGGAUUUUUCUGGAUACACAGUGGGUGUGGAAACACAGGGAGAGCUGCAGCAGGACGAGUCCAUAGAGGAAGUGAUCAAAGACACUGAGUGUUUAUUUAAAUCCAGAGAGAAAGAAUAUCAGGAAACCAUCGACCAGAUCGAGCUUGAAUUGGCGACGGCCAAGAGCGACAUGAACCGUCACCUGCACGAGUACAUGGAGAUGUGUUCAAUGAAGAGAGGACUGGACGUCCAGAUGGAGACAUGCAGGAGACUCAUCACACAGAGCGGAGACAGGAAGUCCACGUCACUCAUGACGGUGGACGACACAGACGGUGACGACAGGAAGAAGCCGGCUCUGCCCGCCGACGCCGAGAGCAGCGACUCGUGCUGCGACGCCAACGCUGCCGUUCCUCCACUGACCUGGAGGAAACCCUGACACACACACACACAACGCUGAUGCUCUGACAUCACUCUGAAGCUCCUCCCCUCGCACCGCUCUUCGUGUGAAACUACAAAGAGUCCUCGACUUCGUAGAAUCAGCUAAAGGUCAAAUGUGUUUCUCUAAAAACUGCAGGACUGAAAAAUAUAUAUUUUGCGUGAGAGUCAAAGAAUGAGGUGAUAUGUGAUUUUAUCACGUCGCACGAUAAUCAAUCACUCAGUUAUUUCAUUUAUACGCUGAAUUUUAAUGUUAUCAUGAUAUUUGUUAAUGGAGGAAAAAAAGGAUAAUAUUUCAUGUGUCUCGCUCACCAACAUACAGAGAGAGUCGUAUAUUUUCAAGUGCCACAAGGGGGCGCCUGUGUCGCCCUGGUCAUUCCAUGUCCCUGCGAUUUAUAGCAAACUCAUUUACUCUUAUUUUUCAUUUUUUUAUCGCAAUAAUAUCGUGAACAUUUUUGUUAUAUUAUUAUUAUUUUAGGUUGAACUGUUAUUAGACAAAGACUGAUGAAAAGACUUCACCGUGUUUUAGAAUAUUCUAAGAGGCUUAAACAUAUUUUUUAUCAUGAAUUCGAUAACAUCUUGAAUUUAAAUCGUUUUGGUCCAGAUAAAUAAUGUCUGCAAAUGUUUCAGCAGUAAUUUCUUUAAAAGUUUGAGCACAGAGAGCGAAAUAAAUAAAAAUGCACAAACGUUUGCACACGAGAAAAUGUUCCGUUUUAUUCUCUGAACUGUUUAUUUCAUAUUUACUUACAAGCACUUUAUUGCUAUUGUAUAUGUGAGGUUUGAGCAAAAUAUUAUAAAACUGAAAUUUGCCUUAAAUAUACAGUACAUAUAUAUAU
Molecule: messenger RNA, 3209 nt
Organism: Solea senegalensis (Senegalese sole)
Lineage: Eukaryota; Metazoa; Chordata; Actinopteri; Pleuronectiformes; Soleidae
Product: non-homologous end joining factor IFFO1-like
Exons: 12
Coding region: 305-2374 (689 amino acids)
Source: RefSeq, a predicted model, not a curated record